CUUGGGACUGGGCUGGGGAUGCCGGGAAGGACCCGAGGUCCCGGGCUGGGAUCGGCGGUUGUGCUUGCUCCGCUCGGCUGGCACCAUGUCCCGCGUGUUGGUGCCCUGCCACGUGAAAGGCACCGUGGCGCUGCAGGUGGGCGAUGUGCGCACCUCCCAAGGCCGGCCUGGCGUGCUGGUCAUCGAUGUCACCUUCCCCAACGUCGCGCCCUUCGAGUUGCAGGAGAUUACGUUUAAGAAUUACUACACAGCCUUUCUGAGCAUCCGUGUCCGCCAGUACACCUCGAUCCACACACAGGCCAAGUGGGUGACCUGCCUGCGGGACCACUGCCUGAUGCCUGACCCCCACAGCGAGGAGGGAGCUCAGGAGUAUGUAUCGCUGUCCAAGCACCAGAUGCUGUGUGACGUGGCUAGAGUGCUGGAGCUGCGCUUGAUCCUGCGGCAGCCGUCGCCACUGUGGCUGUCGUUCACCGUGGAGGAGCUGCAGAUCUACCAGCCGGGAGCAAAGAGCCCCUCCAUGACCUUCCCCAAGUGGCUUUCCCACCCAGUGCCUUGUGAGCAGCCUGCUCCCCUCCUUGAGGGCCUCCCGGACCCCAGCAGGGUGUCCUCAGAGGUGCAGCAGAUGUGGGCGCUGACAGAGAUGGUCCGGGCCAGUCGCACCUCCAGGAGGAUCGGCCGCUUCGAUGUGGAUGGCUGCUAUGACCUGAACUUGCUCUCCUACACCUGAGCCGUGGCUCUUACCCGAGACGGUGACCUUCCGGGCUGUCAGAGGCCAAAGUGCUUUCCCGCUGCAUCCCGAGUGCUGCCUGCCCGUUCUGCCUGGGUCACAUCCACAGAGUCAAGAUCCUUGGGGCUCACUGCGCCGCUUCAGCAUGAGCGCUUGGCGUGGGGUACACUCUGUCCUCACCUGGCUGCGACCCGAAACUCCUCCCCCCGCCCUAACGACAUUCCAGUCCCACUUACUAAGAACCCCUGUGUGCCCUGGGCCCUCCUGCCAUCUCGCAUCCCGUUGCCUCUGCUCCCAGCACCGGCCCUGUCCAACCUCGGGCGACUUUUACAAGAAUUCUUAGUUUCUCUGAGCCAAACUGACCACGUGCCAGGAAGCAAGACCUCCAGUGCUCGGCGUGGCACUCAGUCUGAGCCCCAGGGAGAAGCGGGAGCCCUGGUGCCCUUCGUCCCCUUUGUGUCGCGCCCACAGAGGCAUUCCCUGUCCGGGCACCUGCUGCCUGCCCGGGAGCAGAGCCGGCGGCGGGCCUAGGAGCCCUGUCUCUGAGACGGCCGUGGAUGUGUGUUCAAGUGGGUCUGCCCCCUGGCCGAGCCGGAGCCUGUGGCCAGGCCGGGGCCUGAGGAUGCGCCCUGGGACCUGCUUGCCAUCUGACCCAGCCCCACGUACAUCCUCGUCCCCUCUCCCAGCUGCCCUCGUGUGUGUGUGUGUGUGUGUGUGUGUGUGUGUGUGUGUGUGGCUCCACAGCUUCCCGGGAAGGUCAGCCACCUGGUGGCCCCUCUUCUCUCACCGCAGGGUUCUUACCGGUGGCCCCUCAGCUCCGCGUACUUGGCUCUCUUCAGCUGUUGCUAAGGAAGCAGGACCCGCACAGGGCCCAGUGUGCAGCAAGAUCAAUAAAUACUGUGGAAUGCAUGA
Messenger RNA from Eptesicus fuscus (big brown bat), 1639 nucleotides. It is a transcript of the gene NICN1, whose product is annotated as nicolin 1, tubulin polyglutamylase complex subunit. Gene Ontology annotation, cellular component: nucleoplasm. Lineage: Eukaryota; Metazoa; Chordata; Mammalia; Chiroptera; Vespertilionidae. Bases 86 to 727 code for a protein of 213 amino acids. The record is from RefSeq and is a predicted model, not a curated record. The transcript has 6 exons.